AGCUGCUGCUGACGGAGGAAAAGAUGGCACAGGGGAUUCAACUGGAACGCGACAGAUUUUGCUGCUCGCUCUGCUUAGAUCUGCUCAACAAUCCAGUGUCUGUACCUUGCGGUCACAGCUUUUGCCUGACCUGCAUCAACAAGCGCCUAGACAGUGAAGAAAAUUCAGGCAUUUACAGCUGCCCGCAAUGCAGGGAGAUCUUCAUGUCGAGGCCUACUCUGGUAAAAAACAGCAUGAUAGAACUGGUAGUUCAAGAGCUAAGGAAGAAAGAUCCGCCUGACGUCCAGCCUGGACCUCCAGAUAAUGAUGGUGAUGUAGAACCUGGAGCUGUAGUGUGUGAUUUCUGCUCUGACAGGAAGGUAAAAGCCAUAAAAUCCUGCCUCCAGUGUAUGGCUUCCUACUGUGCCACGCACCUCCAGCCUCACAAUGAAGUGCCACCUUUAAGGAAGCACAAGUUGGUGGAACCAACUGCCGACCUCGAGGAGAGCAUCUGCCCUCAGCAUCAAGAAGUGAUGAAGAUGUUCUGCCGGACCGAUCAGCGCUGCAUCUGCUACCUUUGCUCCAAGGAUGAUCACAAAGGCCACAUCAAAGUCUCCACGGCUGCUGAGAGGGCAGACAGGCAGAAGGAUCUUCAGACAGUUAGACAAAAAGUCCAGCAGAUGAUCCGGGAGAAGAGGAAAGAUGUGGAAGCUUUUCAGCAGGAGGAAGAUUCACUAAGUAAUGCCGCUGGCAUUGCACUGAGCUCCACCGACCAGGUCUUUACUGACUUCAUUAGGACAACUGAGAAAAAACUAGCUCAUAUGAAGCAAAAGAUGCUCUCCCGGCAGAACUCUGAGGUGGGUCGGUUCAGAAACGUUAGGAACAAGCUGGAGGAUGAGGUUAAAGAGUUGAACAGGAAGGAUGUGGAGCUGGACAAACUGUACCAUACAGAAGACCAUACCCAUUUCCUGUUAAAGUAUCCUUCACUGUCUCGUCUGAGUGAACCUAAAGGUCAGCCAAGCAUCAGGCUCCGCCGCCAGCGGAACUUUGAGAGGGUUACUGCCACUGUUAGCGAGGCCAAAAAGAGACUGCACAAGGUUCUUGAUGAAGAAUGUGAAAAGAUUAUUCUUGCAAUCACUGGAGCGAGUUUUCCCACCACACCACAAACAGAACCAGAGGAGACCCGGUUUAAGUCCUCUCAGAUCAAACCAGAGCAUGGACAGACCACCGCUGAGUUUGUUCAAGGCAGAAUCUUACAGACCCUCGUUAGUCCCAAUCUGAACAGAGCUGACUUUUCAAAGCCUAGAUUUCGUGAUUCCAGACACUCUAGACAGGUCUCACUGGACUUGUAUAGGGAAGAACCAACGGUUAGAUUUGCACAAAAUGGUGAUUUGGGUAAAGAAACGGAGGAAUUCCUCCCUAUCAAUAGAAAAGAGAAUCCUGAUCUUAUAAAAACAAACAAACUUCCUGAAAGGAGUCCUGAUGUUUUACUGGGAAGAAUUAAAACACCCAGGAAGGUUUUACAAACUAGAGCUCAAUUUCUUCAAUAUGCAUGUCAAAUCACCCUCAAUCCAGACACUGCUAACCCAAACCUAAUGCUAGACAAAGAGAACCGAAAAGUCACCUGUAUAGGUGAAGAACAGAACUAUCCCAACCACCCGGAAAGGUUUGCGUACACCUGGCAGGUCCUGAGUCAACAGCCUCUAACUAACCGCUGCUACCUGGAAGUGGAGAGAAACACCAGGGGAGUCAUGGUGGCCAUCUGUUACAAAGGCAUCAGCAGAGCUGGGACAUUCAGCCAAUGUAUGUUUGGGGAAAAUAGUCAAUCUUGGGCUAUUGAUUGUUUCAAGAACAGCUGUGAGUUCAGGCACAACAGGAUCAGAAUGUCCAUCCCAGGCACAUGGUCCUCCAAAUUAGGAGUUUAUGUGGAUCAGUCCGCAGGUGUUCUGUCGUUCUACAGCGUCUCUAAAACCAUGACUCUCCUCCAUAAAGUCCAGACCACAUUCACAGAGCCUCUUUACGUUGGACUCUGGCUGUCAGACGGAGCAACUGCAGAGUUCUGCAAGCUGGAGUAAAUAUGAUUUAUUUUAGUUUUUUUCAGUUUGAGGAGGGGACAUUUUGAGCGAAAAACGGUAUGCAACUAAUAGCUGCAGUACAGUGUAUGUCAGUAACCCGUUG
Molecule: messenger RNA, 2157 nt
Organism: Cyprinodon variegatus (sheepshead minnow)
Lineage: Eukaryota; Metazoa; Chordata; Actinopteri; Cyprinodontiformes; Cyprinodontidae
Product: tripartite motif-containing protein 16-like
Exons: 1
Coding region: 24-2054 (676 amino acids)
Molecular function (GO): zinc ion binding
Source: RefSeq, a predicted model, not a curated record